Molecule: messenger RNA, 750 nt
Organism: Caenorhabditis bovis
Lineage: Eukaryota; Metazoa; Nematoda; Chromadorea; Rhabditida; Rhabditidae
Source: the annotation of a GenBank genome assembly
AUGAGCGAUAUGUCGAUGAAGAAGGUUAUUGAAGUUGAGGAUGCCGUAGAAGUAGGGCCUCCUCGAAAGCGCGUAAAGUUCUACCAUUUCGCCGAGGAGGUCCUCUUCGAGGUUGUCGAAGGGCCGAGGAAGGGAUUGAAGAGGACGAGAAUGAACGGGCCGGAGAUACGGAAGGUGAAGGCGGAGCUGAACGAGUCGCCGGCGAAGAGGAGAAGACCGCAGGAGGUGUCGCAGGAGGAGAUGUUGGCGGCGUUCGGAACCGAUGCGGAGCCUGUCGAGCUGGACAUGACGCCACACAGCUAUUUCUGCUAUCGAUACUGUGUGGCCGGUUGUGGCCAUGACUGCCUGUGCCGAAAAGAUCUGGUACGGUGCUGCCCGCGGUGCCCGUGCAAUCCCCGCACGUGCACCAAUUACGAUCUCGAGCGGGAGCAUCAACGGCGGUCGGCGAGAGCAUCGAGGGCCGAGCGUAGGCGGACGGCGAAUCGGGAGUGGGCCGCGAUGGAGCCGGUGACGGAGGCGAUGGCGGAGCAGGAGCGACGGUUGGCGGAGAAGGCGGCGGCGGCGGCGUUGGUGAAGCCGAGGUGGAGCGUGUUUUCGGAGGAGGAGGAUGAGGAUGAGCCCGAGGAGAAGAAUGAAGCCGAUGUGAUUGAGGGAAUCAAAUCACCAACUGAUUACCAAUUGAAAUCGAACGGCGCAGAAGUUAUUCAUAAGCGUCUGAACAUCGACAAUCUGAAUCUCGACAUGAAAUAG